Molecule: messenger RNA, 1100 nt
Organism: Physella acuta
Lineage: Eukaryota; Metazoa; Mollusca; Gastropoda; Physidae
Product: retinol dehydrogenase 16-like
Biological process (GO): steroid metabolic process
Cellular component (GO): intracellular membrane-bounded organelle
Molecular function (GO): oxidoreductase activity
Source: RefSeq, a predicted model, not a curated record
GCCAGACGAUUGGACGAGGAUGGUUUUAAGGUCUUUGCUGGCUGCCUUGACGCCAAAGGUGAAGGCCCGAAGAAGCUCCAAAGCGAAUGUUCUCCGAAGCUUGAGAUUCUGCAGCUGGACGUCACCAGCGAGGAGCAGAUUGAGGCAGCAAGGGUCAAGGUCGUCGACAGUCUCAUGGGAAACAUUUUAUGGGCAGUCGUCAACAAUGCCGGGGUGAUGAUUGAUGUCGAAUUUGAAGUCACCCCCAAACGAGAUUUCAAAAAGUUGAUGGAUGUUAACAUUAUGGGCGUGGUCAACGUCACGAGGGCGUUCCUCCCACUCAUCAGGGCAUCCAAGGGACGAGUCGUUAACACAGCCAGCAUGGCAGGACGGACGGGAAUGCCCGGCAUGACGGCGUACGCCGCUUCUAAAUUCGCAGUCAUUGGUUUCUCUGAUGCCCUUCGACGGGAGAUGAGGCAUUUCGGGGUCAAGGUCAUCACAAUCGAGCCGUGCGCUUACAACACGGCAAUGACCUCUGUGUCCAUGCACCACGCUCAGAACGAGAACUUCUGGUCUAACGCUGAGCCCGGGAUCAGGCGAGAUUACGGCGAGACGUUCUUUUCUGAACACCAGACAGCCAGAGAUAGAAUCGUGCGCUCGACCGCGCGCGCCCAAACGGACGAGGUCGUCAACUGCUACGUAGACGCUGUCAGUUCCGUCCACCCGAAGAUCCGUUACGUCACUCCGUUUGUGAUGUCGGUUCUCAACGACUUCAUGUGCUUCCUCUUCACCAGCGUGCAAGACGCCAUUAUUCACCGUCUCGCUGGUUUAAGGUCAAGGCCAGAUAUGCUGUGCGCUCACCUACAAGAGAGCAGAUCCACGGGCAGACGACGCAGCCACGCCAUGUAAAUCACCUGAAUGACUCCUGUUUUUUGAGAUCGUUGACAGUGCUACGUAGUAAGCAUGAUGUCGACCGCUUCAGUGUUUAGACCAGUACCAUUGGCAGAAUAAAACCUUUAUUUACCUGCCUAGUCUGAUCCACACAAGUUUAGGAGCACAAACUUGUUGACAGCAACAUUACAAUACCAGCACAUGGUGAAAGUCCAGUUCAUAAUUAUAUG